AGGGUCGGAACAUCAGUUAAAAUCUGACCACUACCAGCCCACACCCUCCCUACCACGUCCACAGAAUCUCCAGGCUCCAAAGAGGAAGUGGGUCUUGGGUGCACCAUGAUCUCACCAUUCUUAGUACUGGUCAUCGGCACCUGCCUUACCCACUGCUUAGUGCCAGAGAAAGAGAAAGAUCCCAAGUAUUGGCGAGACCAAGCUCAGCAGACCCUGAAACACGCCCUGGGACUUCAGAAGCUCAACACCAAUGUGGCUAAGAAUGUCAUCAUGUUCCUGGGAGAUGGGAUGGGCGUCUCCACAGUGACAGCCGCCCGCAUCCUCAAGGGUCAGCUCCACAACAACCCCGGGGAGGAGACCAGGCUGGAGAUGGACAAGUUCCCCUUCGUGGCCCUCUCCAAGACAUACAACACCAACGCGCAGGUCCCCGACAGCGCAGGCACCGCCACUGCCUACCUGUGUGGGGUCAAGGCCAACGAAGGCACCGUGGGGGUGAGCGCGGCCACCGAGCGCUCCCGGUGCAACACCACCCAGGGCAAUGAGGUCACCUCCAUCCUGCGCUGGGCCAAGGAUGCUGGGAAAUCCGUGGGCAUUGUGACCACCACGAGAGUGAACCAUGCCACCCCCAGCGCCGCCUACGCCCACUCGGCCGACCGGGACUGGUACUCGGACAACGAGAUGCCCCCAGAGGCCCUGAGCCAGGGCUGCAAGGACAUCGCCUACCAGCUCAUGCACAACAUCAGGGACAUCGAUGUGAUCAUGGGAGGUGGCCGGAAGUACAUGUACCCCAAGAAUAAAACCGAUGUGGAGUAUGAAAUGGAUGAGAAGGCCAGGGGCACGAGGCUGGAUGGCCUGGACCUCAUUGACAUCUGGAAAAGCUUCAAACCCAGACACAAGCACACUCACUUCAUCUGGAACCGCACCGAACUCCUGGCCCUUGACCCCCACACCGUGGACUACCUCUUGGGUCUCUUCGAGCCAGGGGACAUGCAGUACGAGCUGAACAGAAACAACGUGACUGACCCGUCGCUCUCUGAGAUGGUGGAGGUGGCCAUCCAAAUCCUGAAGAAGAACCCCAAAGGCUUCUUCCUGCUGGUGGAAGGAGGCAGGAUCGACCAUGGGCACCAUGAAGGCAAAGCCAAGCAGGCCCUACACGAGGCAGUGGAGAUGGACCAGGCCAUCGAGCAGGCGGGCACCAUGACCUCUACGGGAGACACCCUGACUGUGGUCACUGCUGACCACUCCCAUGUCUUCACCUUUGGCGGAUACACUCCCCGUGGCAACUCUAUCUUUGGUCUGGCCCCCAUGCUGAGUGACACAGACAAGAAGCCCUUCACGGCCAUCCUGUAUGGCAACGGGCCCGGCUACAAGGUGGUGGGUGGCGAGCGCGAGAACGUCUCCAUGGUGGACUACGCUCACAACAACUACCAGGCGCAGUCCGCUGUGCCCCUGCGUCACGAGACCCACGGCGGGGAGGAUGUGGCCGUCUUCGCCAAGGGCCCCAUGGCACACCUGCUGCACGGCGUCCACGAGCAGAACUAUAUCCCCCAUGUGAUGGCAUACGCGGCCUGCAUCGGGGCCAACCUCGACCACUGCACCCCUGCCAGCUCGGCGGGUGGCCCUGCUCCAGGCCCCCUGCUGCUCCCGCUGGCCCUGCUUCCCAUGAGCAUGCUGUUCUGAGGGCCCAGGGCCUGGGCGCCCGCAAGCCCGCGACCAAUGCCAACUCCCCGCUCCCGGUGCUGCCCCCGCCCGGCAGCCCACACCUCAAGGGGCGGCACGGCGGAGUCCUCAGCCUCUGCAGCUGCCAGAAAGGGGACCCAGGAAACCAAAGUCUGCCACCCGCCUCGCUCCCCUCUGGAAUCCUGCAGGGGACCAGACCAAGUCCUGGCCCCCGGCCUUCGCCCCCUCCCCGCCGCCCUCUGGCCAACAGGGUAGGUUUCUCUCGGGCAGGCGGAGAGCACAGACUGCAGAAAUUCUCAAAGCAUCUUAUUUUUCUAGCAAACAUACUCCUCCAGACCCAGAGGUCCCGAAGCCUCCAUGGAACAUUUCAGAUCUGACCCUCCCCCUCCCAUCCCCUUCCCUCUGGACCCCCCCCAGGCCCUACCGUGUACAGGACCCUGUCCCCAGCCCAGCCUUCCCUGCAGGGGGACCAGGUGUCUCCUUGGGACCGGGUCUGUUCACCCUCUCACUUCAAGGCUGUCAGACUCCAAGGAAGCCUGCUCCCAGGCCUGGCCAUCCAACCCAGGGUGGCCCGGGCUGGGAAGAGCAGCCUGGCAGGGCUUACGCCCCCUGGCUCUGAACACACAUGCCAGCUUCUCUCUGAAGCAACUCUCCUGUUUGGAACAGCAGAAAAAUUUUUUUUUCUCUUUUUGGUGGUGGUUAAAAGGGAACACAAAACAUUUAAAUAAAACUUUCCAAAUACUUCUGAGGACA
Molecule: messenger RNA, 2433 nt
Organism: Carlito syrichta (Philippine tarsier)
Lineage: Eukaryota; Metazoa; Chordata; Mammalia; Primates; Tarsiidae
Gene: ALPL
Product: alkaline phosphatase, liver/bone/kidney
Exons: 11
Coding region: 106-1680 (524 amino acids)
Biological process (GO): dephosphorylation
Cellular component (GO): plasma membrane
Molecular function (GO): alkaline phosphatase activity
Source: RefSeq, a predicted model, not a curated record